Papaver somniferum (opium poppy) is the source of this 880-nucleotide messenger RNA. Its product is annotated as pterin-4-alpha-carbinolamine dehydratase 2, mitochondrial-like. The transcript is spliced from 3 exons. Gene Ontology annotation, molecular function: 4-alpha-hydroxytetrahydrobiopterin dehydratase activity. Gene Ontology annotation, cellular component: mitochondrion. The coding region runs from base 158 to 592 and encodes 144 amino acids. Gene Ontology annotation, biological process: tetrahydrobiopterin biosynthetic process. NCBI's taxonomy places the organism in Eukaryota, Viridiplantae, Streptophyta, Magnoliopsida, Ranunculales, Papaveraceae. The record is from RefSeq and is a predicted model, not a curated record.
AUCAUCUAAUAGAGUUGAGGUGUUAGCUUUAAAGAGUGUACAGCAAAACGGUUGCAUCAAAAACACGUAUUCUGGAGGAGUAAAACGCAGAAGAAGGAAGAAGUAAUUUAACCCUAAUUCUACAAGCGAAGAAUCACAAAGAGGUAUAUCUAUCUAGAUGCAAAAUCAAAAGGAAGAACUCGGCACAUGUACGGCAGCAAAUGAUUUAUCGACCAAGAAGUGUGUCUCAUGUAGCUCGAAGGAUCUUCGACCCAUGACUGAAGAAGCUGCUAUGAAGCUUAUUCCGGAGGUCCGGGGAUGGAAUUUGGUAAAUGAAGAAGGUACAUGGAAGCUGAACCGCUCAUGGAAAGUGAAGAACUUUACUAAAGGGUUAGAAUUGUUUAAGUUGGUGGCAGAUAUUGCAGAAGCAGAAAAUCAUCAUCCUGAUCUCCACCUUACCGGGUGGAACAAUGUGAAGAUUGAUAUUUGGACACACUCUGUUAGUGGGCUGACUGAGAACGAUUUCAUACUGGCUUCAAAGAUCAACACCCUUGAACUGCAACAUUUAUUACGAAAAAAAAUGAAAGCUGUCAGCAACAAAGCAGAAGAAUAGAACUUGAUCGACCCUAGGCUGUAGUUCAAGAAACUGAUCAUCUACAGGUAUGACACCACUUGCCCUGUAUUUUUGGUAGUGUAAUUGUAUGACUGCUUUAUGUGGUUCAUUUCACUACCUAAGAAGUGUCGAUACAUUUUGUAGUAACUAAUAAUACCUGUAUGGAUUUAUCUUUCUUUUUGAGAUAAGAAGUGUUUUGAUAUCCUUAACUCUGAAAUGUCCAAGGGAAGACUAACUUAGCUGGAAAUAUUUAGUAAGUAAUAAAAUCAUGCAUGUUUUACUACUUAA